Bradysia coprophila is the source of this 1637-nucleotide messenger RNA. RefSeq names its product senecionine N-oxygenase-like. NCBI's taxonomy places the organism in Eukaryota, Metazoa, Arthropoda, Insecta, Diptera, Sciaridae. The record is from RefSeq and is a predicted model, not a curated record. Gene Ontology annotation, molecular function: flavin adenine dinucleotide binding; NADP binding; N,N-dimethylaniline monooxygenase activity.
AAAUCAGUGUCAACGCUGAGAACGAUAAAAGUUUAGCUUCAGCGAGAGAGAUAAAACAAAUUUGAUUUGAAAACGCAAUAAAUGAGUGAGAAAUGAUGUGUUCAAAGCGUGAAAAGAUAGUAGUCGGACUAUUAUUUGUGUUGAUAGUCGAAUGCACCUCAGAGAGUGACUCGAAUCAAAAGCCAAAACUAAAUAUCGCUAUUAUUGGUGCUGGGACGUCUGGUCUCGCCAGUGCAAGGUAUUCCAUCGCUAGUGGCCAUAGUGUGACAGUGUUUGAACAAAAUGCAGAUCUUGGUGGCGUUUGGGCAUACACAGAUGCAGUUGGUAAGAACCAAUACGGUGUUAACAUUCACUCUUCGAUGUAUGAAGAACUGAGAACGAAUGCUCCGUAUCAAUUGAUGGAACUUCCUGGUCAUCAUUAUCCAAAUGACACCGAUCAAUUUCCCCGACAUUCUGACGUAUUGAAAUAUCUCCAUUCGUACGCUGAUCGAUUUGACAUAACGAAACAUAUUAAAUUCAACCACUUGGUCGUCCGAGUGCUGCCACUUGAAGAAGACAAGUGGGAGAUCGUUGUUAAAGAAUUACCGAGCGAUGAGUUCAUUACGAAAAUUUUUGACAUUGUCUUCGUAUGCAAUGGUCACUUCUUUGCUCCAUCGAGUCCAGAGAUUGAAGACGCUCAAGAAUUCAGAGGAAAACUGAUUCAUAGUCACGAUUUUCGCACAGCUGAGGCAUUCCGCGAUGAAGACGUUUUAGUGGUCGGAAUGGGAGCUAGUGGAAUAGAUUUGUCUAUGAAACUUCUUGACGUUGCUGAAAGUGUCACAGUUAGUGUGACAAAUCGAUCGACCUUGGGCCAAAUACCUCCAGAAAUUAUCGUACGCGAGAAAGUAAGGCGACUUACGUCUAAUGGAGCGGAGUUUGCCGAUGGUAGCAAAGGAUCAUUCACCGUUGUUAUCUAUGCAACGGGCUACAGCUAUUCGUAUCCGUUUUUGAGCGUCGAUUCUGGGAUUCAUGUUCACAAUGAUUUUGUCCAGCCGUUAUACAAGCAAAUUAUCAAUAUUUAUCAUCCCACAAUGGCAUUCAUCGGAAUACAGAAAUAUGUCAUUGUGUACCACUUAUACGACAUUCAGGCUCAAUUCGCGUUGAAAUUCCUUAGUGGUGAAAAGAAGUUACCAUCGAAAGCCGAAAUGUCGAGAAAAUAUUAUGAAACCGAUCGUCAAUUUCAAUUGGACUGGGAUAUCAAGAAACAGGGUUUUGAAGAGUUUGUGUCAACACAACGACAGUAUUUAAAUGAACUAUCAGCACUAGCCGAUAUUGAAAAGAUCCCAGAAGUUUUUAACGCUCUUUCGUAUGAUGCGGUUAAAGUGUUCUUUCAACAUCCGAUCAUAGUUCGUAAAUACAAAAUCAAUGUAAUCGAUAGUGAACAUUUUACCAAAGAGUGGCAAGGAGAAUAAAUGGAAUUGUUUUGAUAUUGGAAGGAGUUCUAGUGCAAUCCAUGACAGCAAUUAUUUUGAUAAUGUUUUAACCUGUUUCAACAAUAGAAAUAUCUUGUUAACAACUAACACUAUAUGUCAGUAUGUAUUGGCCAUUGGCCUUCGUACUGUAAUUAACGAAUUUUAAUAAAAUUUAUAAAAGGUGUU